This is a messenger RNA of Mus caroli (Ryukyu mouse), 1585 nucleotides long. It is a transcript of the gene Nudcd2, whose product is annotated as NudC domain containing 2. Gene Ontology annotation, cellular component: cytoplasm. The record is from RefSeq and is a predicted model, not a curated record. Gene Ontology annotation, biological process: protein folding. Lineage: Eukaryota; Metazoa; Chordata; Mammalia; Rodentia; Muridae.
AGCGCACUUCACAGGCCCGUCGGAAUUUUAGCGUCACAACAGGUUUAAAGAUCGCAGGCACUUUUCUCCUUUGUUCCGGCGUCAGUGUUCUUUGGAUGUCAACAUCUCUAGGCUUCGGUCGAUUUCACCAGGGCUCACGAGUGUCUUAAAUGGGCUCUGAAAGGGAGAAUUUUGCACACUCGGACACGCCAGUUUGGACUCUUGCGCAUGUGCAGUGACCCCAAGGCGCCGAGGGCAAGCCCAGAGCCUAGUCCCGCCGGUGUACUGCUCUCCCGGAGCCCUGUGCCUGCGUGGCGCCUUCAGAAUGUCCGCCCCGUUUGAGGAGCGCAGCGGGGUGGUUCCUUGCGGGACUCCGUGGGGACAGUGGUACCAGACCCUGGAGGAGGUGUUCAUUGAAGUCCAGGUGCCCCCGGGCACUCGCGCGCAGGACAUCCAGUGCGGCCUGCAGAGUCGGCACGUGGCUCUGGCCGUGGGUGGCCGCGAGAUCCUCAAGGGGAAAUUGUUUGAUUCUACAAUUGCUGAUGAAGGAACAUGGACUUUGGAGGAUAGAAAAAUGGUCCGCAUUGUCCUGACAAAAACCAAGAGAGAUGCAGCAAACUGUUGGACUUCUCUUUUAGAGUCUGAAUAUGCAGCUGACCCCUGGGUGCAAGACCAAAUGCAGAGAAAACUUACAUUAGAGCGAUUCCAGAAAGAAAAUCCUGGUUUUGACUUUAGUGGAGCAGAAAUCUCAGGGAACUACACGAAGGGCGGACCAGAUUUCUCUAACCUUGAGAAAUGACUGCUAUUGCUUAGUGUUUCUCUGUCUCGUGGAUCCCGGCAGGUGCUGGCAACUUAAUGCAGUUGAUGAUGAGAAGGAUGGAGCAGCCGGUGUCUACAGUUAAAAGAUUGCCAAGUGUAUUUCAAUAUGGUUGUAAACGAUUACAUUCAGAUAUGGUUUGCCCAGGAGACAGAGCAACUCUAAUGUGGAUAGAUGAUAACUUUUACUGCUCUGCAGUAAGUUUUAUAGGCUACAUUUUCCUAAUUUCAUAUUUAAUUGUAUUUUUACUACAAAAACAUUGGAGUACAAAUCAUAUGAAAUGAAAAAGGUGCCUUCAUGAAAAAAUAUUUUUUGUGUGUGUGUGUGUGUGAUGUAAAAAUAAUGUUGAGUAAAUUUCUGAGUAAGAGUUGUAUACCCUUUGUCUAAAUAUGCUUGUCUGUUCACGGAUAGGACAGAACUGGAAAUUUUAAGAAAGGAAAAAAAAGUACACUGAAGUACUUUGGAUAACUUGAGUUAAUGAAAAGUUCUAACUGGUUUGGUGCUGCCUACGUGAUUAUGUCAAGAAAUUGAAAAAUGAUAAAACCCUAACAACAGAAGAGUUAAUUGCCUCUUAAUGUCAGAAGACAAUUGAGGCCCCUGAGUAUUAGUCAGUGGCUUCAUUUCAUUUGAAAGAUUCAGAUAAGGUGGUCUAGAAAAAAAGUCUUGCAUCCUCUGUUUUUUAAUUCUUAAAAAAAAAAAAAUUGAAAUGUGUGAAAAGCUUACAAGUAAAAUAUUAACAGAUUGAAAAUCUUACACUUUUUUCUAAUAAAUUGACAUGUUGUCACCUCA